Messenger RNA from Triticum urartu, 3228 nucleotides. NCBI's taxonomy places the organism in Eukaryota, Viridiplantae, Streptophyta, Magnoliopsida, Poales, Poaceae. The record is from RefSeq and is a predicted model, not a curated record.
ACGUCAGUGACGGGCAUCUUUCCAUCCCCUUCAUCCCCGAUGGCCGGUGAAUCCAUGGGAACGCAUUGCUGCGGCGCAGCAAGCAUGGCCAGCGGCGCCGGCGAGGAUGAGGCGACGUCAGGGUGGGCGUGGCGUCCAAGGGAUUGGCUCUGCCAUCACAAGGAGCCUGCAUCCCUGAACUCUGAAUAUUACCGCCAAACCGGGGAUUUUUCCUCCACAACGGCAUCAUGCUACGGUCCCGACUGUUCUAUAUUUGCUCCAUUAUCUUGGCUCUUGUUUAAUUUGUCGAUGCUUUGAGAGCUAUCAGAGGCAGCUUGAGUGAUCCACUGGGACGUCUCGAUAACUGGAACCGUGGAGAUCCAUGCGUCGGAAAUUGGUCCCGUGUUAUCUGUUACAACGUAACAGCAAGCGAUGGAUACUUUCAUGUGUGGCAACUGGAGCUUCUACGGUUAAAUUUAUCUAGGACUUUGGCCCCUGAGCUUGGCCAGCUGUCUCGCAUGAAAAUAAUGGAUUUUAUGUGGAACUCAAUUGGUGGGAGCAUUCCUAAGGAGGUUGGCAACAUUACUUCUCUGGAACUAUUGCUCUUAAAUGGGAACCAGUUGACUGGUCCUUUACCAGAGGAAAUUGGCUUCCUUCCUAAUUUGAAUAGGAUUCAGAUUGAUCAGAACCAUAUAUCAGGAUCCAUACCUAAAUCAUUCGCUAACCUGAACAAAACCGAGCACUUUCACAUGAACAAUAAUUCGUUGAGUGGUCAAAUUCCACCUGAACUGUCCAGAUUACCUUCACUUGUUCAUCUAUUGUUGGAUAACAACAACUUAUCGGGCUAUCUUCCUCCAGAAUUAUCACAGCUACCAAAACUGCUCAUUGUCCAGCUAGACAAUAACAACUUCUCAGGAAGUUCAAUUCCUUCAUCUUAUGGCAAUAUCACAACACUUCUGAAAUUGAAUUUGAGAAACUGCAGCUUGGAAGGCCCCGCUCUUGAUGCCAGUGGAAUACCGCAACUUGGCUACUUGGAUAUUAGUUGGAAUCAGUUGACGGGUCGUAUACCAUCUGGCAAACUAGCGAGCAACAUAACUACAAUAGAUCUUUCCCACAAUCGUCUUAACGGUUCUAUUCCUGGAAGUUUCUCCGGCCUUCCUAAUCUCCAAAGAUUGUCAAUGGAUAAUAAUAACUUGGAUGGUUCUGUUCCAUCUGAUGUCUGGCAAAAUAUUGAUUUCAGUGGAAAUAGAAGCCUGAUAUUGGAUUUCCAUAACAACGCUCUCACGAAUCUAUCGAAUCCUCUUACACCCCCUGCGAAUGUUACCAUCCUGUUAUCUGGAAACCCCAUAUGCACAUCGCAAAAUCAACUGAAUAUAUCUCAGUAUUGUCAAUCAAUUUCAGUUGUUGUUCCUGGAGGUUCCACAAAUAACAAUACACUUUGUCCACCAUGCUCAACCGACCUUCCUUACGAAAACAUACUAAGGUCACCAAUCUCAUGCUUAUGUGCUAUUCCACUUUACGUUGAUUACCGGCUGAAGAGUCCAGGAUUCUGGGAUUUUGUUCCGUACGAAGCUGAAUUUCAAUACUACUUGUCAUCUGGUCUUUCAUUGUCCUCGUAUCAAUUGGAAGUCUCUACUUUUAUGUGGGAAGAAGGCCCGAGGUUGAUGAACCUGAAGCUUUUCCCAAACAACACUGCGUUGUUUAACUCUGGUGAAGUGCUGAGACUGAGAGACAUGUUCACAGGGUGGCUCAUCACGGACUCGGAUAUAUUUGGGCCCUAUGAGCUUAUCGACUUCAUCCCAGGGUGGUACGAAAAUGUACUACCGCGUCGUACAAAGUCCAGUCUCAGUACAGGUGCCACUGUUGGUAUUGUCAUCGCAGCAUUUGCUGCAGCAGCAAUUCUUUCAUCCCUCAUUACUCUCAUCAUAUUGAGAAGGCGUUCAAGUCAAAUUUCAAAGAGACGCAUUGCGAAAAGAAUUCAGAUGAAAAUUGAGGGCGUAAAAGACCUCACUUUUGAAGAAUUAUCAAAGUGUACAAGCAAUUUUAGUGACUCGGCACUAAUUGGUCAAGGAGGGUACGGAAAAGUAUACAGGGGGGUUCUGGCUGAUGGAACAGGAGCUGCAGUAAAACGUACACAACAGGGAUCUCUUCAGGGUUCAGAGGAGUUCUUCACAGAGAUAGAAUUGUUGUCCAGGCUGCACCACCGAAACCUGGUUUCUUUGGUUGGUUAUUGCGACGAAGAUAAUGAGCAGAUGCUGGUGUAUGAGUAUAUGCCAAAUGGUACUCUACGUGAUCAUCUUUCAGCUAAAGCUAAAGAAGCUCUAAGUUUUCCCAUGAGGUUACGAAUUGCACUGGGAUCAUCACGAGGGAUCCUCUAUUUGCACACGGAAGCUGACCCUCCGAUAUAUCAUCGUGACAUCAAGACUAGCAACAUUUUAUUGGACUCGAAGUUUGUAGCAAAGGUUGCUGAUUUUGGUCUCUCGAGGCUUGCCCCACUGCCGGAAAUGGAGGGGGUUGCCCCUGGUCAUGUGUCCACUGUCGUAAAGGGUACCCCGGGUUAUCUUGAUCCGGAGUAUUUCCUCACGCAUAAUCUGACGGACAAGAGCGACGUGUACAGCCUCGGUGUUGUUUUUCUGGAACUGCUGACAGGGAUGCAGCCCAUUUCUCAUGGUAAAAACCUGGUCAGAGAGGUUGUGACGGCGAACCAGUCAGGGAUGAUACUGCCGGUGGUUGACACGCGGAUGGGACCGUGCCCAUGGGAGUGCGUGGAGAGGUUCGCGGCACUGGGGCUGCGGUGCUGCCGGGACGAGACGGAUGCGAGGCCGUCCAUGACGGAGGUGGUGCGGGAGCUGGAGAUGAUAUGGCAGAUGGCGCUAGAGACAGAUAGCGUGCCGUUGGAGUUGGAGUCGGAGUCGGUGUCCAUGGACCCCAGCCGCACAGGCACGCAGCUGUCGUCGUCGUCCGCCGGGGGGUCGAUGAUGGCCUACCAGUACAUGCCGUCGCCGGACGUCUCCGGCAGCAACCUGCUCAGCGGCGUGGUGCCCAGCACCAACCCUCGCUGAGAAAAUGUGAGAGCCUAAUUAGUUGGUGAUGAUGUUUGUGCUGGUAGGCAGGAGUAUUAGAAAUGUUUGAGUUUCAUUUGUGCUGGUAGUUGUUUGAAAUUCAUUUCUAUCCCCUGUUUGUAAAUAAAUAAAGAUGUGUGUAAUACUAAGGUAUUAAAUAAAGAUGCGUGGGGUAUCAUCUAGUUUA